AUGGCCUCAAUCGACAGGCUCAGCGCCUUGCCCGACGAUAUACUCUCCCACAUCCUCUCUUUUCUGCCCUUGAAAACCUCCGUCUCCACCAGCGCCCUCUCCGCAAGAUGGAGGCGUCUAUGGACCUAUGCGCCUAACAUACAACUCACCGAAGAGUACCAGCUACUAAGAUUUAUUAUGUAUUCACUUCCGGAAUCAAAUCCCUAUCACGAAAAGUUCGUAGACGUGUUGACAAAGAUUCUGUCCCAAAGUGAAUCGCACGGCGUGAACACACUUCGACUCGAUAUGUAUUACUUCGACGAGCAUGAACUUGAGGCGCGUCUCGAGAGCGCCUUUGCGUGCAACGUGAAAACUCUCGAUCUUACUUUGCGAUAUGGCUCUGAGGAUAUCCACCUUUUCGACGAAGGCCCCCUUUUUUAUUUGAGGCUCAAUCUUUUCGAUAUUAAGAUGAAUAGUGGCACCUCCAAAACCCUAGUUGAUUUGAGGCUCGAUCUUUUCUAUAUUAAGAUAAAGAUUGGUACCGUGUGUUUACCAGCCCUCAAGAGGCUUCAUCUUGGGGGCGUUACCCUUGAUGGCACCCUCAACAACCUGAUUUCCUGUUGUCCGGUGCUUGAAGAGUUCACUGUUGCUUACUAUAUCCAAUGUGACGAAAAUAUGGGAUACCACUGCAUAUCUUCAUCCACUAUGAAGAGGUUGGUCUUCAAUUGUGAGUUCCCUUACAAGUUGAAGAUAGAUACUCCUGCGCUUAAUUAUCUAUUACUACGGUAUGAUAUCCCCCAUAAUUUCUCGGUUGGGUCGAUGGACUUCUUAGUUGAAGCACACAUUGUUCUUGAGCAUUUCAAGGUAAUUGUGAACGACAAUCUCUAUUCUCAUUCUCUGCUAGAAUUAUUGGGUAGGUUUCUCUAA
Striga asiatica is the source of this 906-nucleotide messenger RNA. The record is from the annotation of a GenBank genome assembly. NCBI's taxonomy places the organism in Eukaryota, Viridiplantae, Streptophyta, Magnoliopsida, Lamiales, Orobanchaceae.